Penicillium chermesinum is the source of this 1038-nucleotide messenger RNA. It is a transcript of the gene pex7, whose product is annotated as putative peroxisome biosynthesis protein (Peroxine-7). Bases 1 to 1038 code for a protein of 345 amino acids. Gene Ontology annotation, biological process: protein import into peroxisome matrix. The record is from RefSeq and is a predicted model, not a curated record. Lineage: Eukaryota; Fungi; Ascomycota; Eurotiomycetes; Eurotiales; Aspergillaceae. Gene Ontology annotation, molecular function: protein binding. Gene Ontology annotation, cellular component: peroxisomal matrix; cytosol. The transcript has 3 exons.
AUGCUACACUAUCGCACGGAGGGGUUCAACGGGUGCGCGGUCAAGUACUCUCCGUUCUUUGACAAUCGACUCGCAGUUGCGAGCGCGUCCAAUUUCGGCCUUGUCGGCAAUGGGCGCCUCUAUGUCCUUGAGCUCACUCCCAAUGGAAUUGUGCCCGUGAAAUGGUUCACGACACAGGACUCCCUUUACGAUCUAGCAUGGUCCGAGAUCCAUGAAAAUCAGGUCCUCACAGCCUCCGGUGACGGCAGCAUCAAGCUUUUUGACUGCACAGCAAACGACUUCCCAGUCCAGGCAUGGAAGGAGCAUGGGCGCGAGGUGUUCAGUGUCAAUUGGAACAUGGUGCAAAAAGACCGUUUCUGCUCAAGCAGUUGGGACGGAACAGUGCGCAUUUGGUCACCACAUCGUGCCCAGUCCUUCCUAACCCUCCCCACUCACAGCUGCACCUACUCUGCCGCAUUCAAUCCCCAUAACCCCGACCUCGUCUCCUGCGUGACCUCAGACUCUUACGUGCGUGUUUUCGACCUGCGCACUCCAGCCUCUGCUUCAAACCACCUCGUUGUCCAAAUCCCUAUCCAUGCUGCUCCAGCCGCUCCACCCAUCCCGGGCCAGCCGGGCAUCCCGCCAGCCGCAACUCCCCCUGCCGAGGCUCUAACACAUGACUGGAACAAAUACCGGUCCACUGUCCUUGCGACUGGGGGCGUUGACCGCGCCAUUCGAACAUUCGACAUUCGUGCCCCGCAACAAGGGCCCUUAGCGACAAUGCUAGGCCAUGAAUACGCAGUCCGGAAACUGUCAUGGUCGCCACAUCUAUCCAAUGUAUUGCUCAGCGCAAGCUAUGAUAUGACCUUCGGUGAUAUGGAUGCCAUGCGUGCCGGUCCGGCAGGGCCAGUGGUCGGAAUGGAGCUUGGCCGCAUGGGGAGACAUACGGAAUUUGUGACUGGUGUGGAUUGGUGCUUAUUCGGGAACGAGGGAUGGUGCGCAAGCGUUGGCUGGGAUGAAAAUUUGUAUGUGUGGGACGUGAGGGCUGCAAUGAAUUAA